Messenger RNA from Nematostella vectensis (starlet sea anemone), 2936 nucleotides. RefSeq names its product polyamine oxidase 1-like. The transcript has 2 exons. Gene Ontology annotation, molecular function: oxidoreductase activity. The record is from RefSeq and is a predicted model, not a curated record. The coding region runs from base 1783 to 2313 and encodes 176 amino acids. NCBI's taxonomy places the organism in Eukaryota, Metazoa, Cnidaria, Anthozoa, Actiniaria, Edwardsiidae.
GUAAUUCCAGCUAUAAGCAUGAGUGCGCACUCGACAAGUAAACUUCACCUCAAGUCUCAACUACCCUCAUUUAGCGCGCGCUUCGUUUGGUGCGUGCGUUGCAUUCUGGUAGUUGAGGUAGGUUUCUACGGUAAUGCGCGCAAACGCUUUUAGCUUGAAUAGCCUAUUGCUUACGAGUGCCCUCUCCCAAUAGAAAGAUCUUCGUUUCCUUGCAUUAUCUCUGUGACAACACAUUCCCCUGAAGAAAAAACCUGCCAUGCAGCUGUCUGGAUUAUAAUAUUUUUUGUACAAUUUUCGUUAUUUUACACAGGGGCUCACAAGCAGAGUAAUAAAAGUAAAGGCAACCAUGGAAGAGAUUGAGUCCUCUCACUCCGUGAGCAAUUUGCCAAGACUCUUGACAGCAGUUUCUUGUUUCGAUUUAAUUCUUAUUUACAGGAGGUUUAAACGAAAAAGCUGAUUGAGCUUAGCCAUGUUUUCUUACCGUUUUUCUUUUGUUUUACUACUGUUGUAUGUGCAAUCUUUCUGAUUAGGGACCAAAAAGGUAAAGAUGUGACAAACAAGAAGACAAUCGAGAGGUUCAACCCAGCGAUGGAUAGGGCGGAGACCCUUUCAAGUAAACGCAAAGAGGAAAGAAAGCCCGAUAUGUCUCUUACAAUCGGACUCUCCUUGGUCGGCUGGAAGCCCAGGAACCCUGUGGAUAACGUCAUUGAGUAUCUGGGUGUGGACUUCGAAGACCCGGACAAACCCAAGCUCGACUCUUUCUCGGCUGAAGUUCGUGGUAAAGACUUCUUCGUGGUUGACUCGAGAGGUUAUGGGCACAUUUGGAAAGAGAUGGCCAGGGAGUUUGAGGACAAGAUUAUAUUAAACGCAUUUCCUUAUAAUGUAAAAAAAAUUGUGGGGGCACAUGCCCCAAGCGCCCCAUCCCCUGCUACGGCCCUGCGGGCUCAAAAUGUAUGAUCACGCUAAGUUCAAACUUGGUAUUAAAUAAAUAAUAAAAUCCCACCAAACUACUUUCCAAAAUAGCUAAGAAUUCCAUCUACACUACAUUAAAGGCAGCACAAUCAAGUACAAAUAUUUUUUUUUAGAUUUCUUUAUUUUUUAUCUCAUAGAAGAAUGAACGGCUCAUUUUAACUCGAUAUGUUUACAACAAACUAAGUCACAACGUAGCGUAAUGUGUGAUUUUCAGAAAUAUGAUUCAUGCCCCGCAGGGGAAAUUGGAAAUUCGCUGAGGGUUGGCUCUUUUACUGCCAAUUUCCAGAAAAUAUUUUUAUUUACACAAACAGUGAUAUUGGCUCCUUCGUGGGGUGUAAAAAUCCGGGUGUUGGGAAUUUGGGGCGAGGACGAGGGACGAGGGUCUUUUCUGGAAUAACAGUUUUAUUUGUAUGGACACCGGCUGUAACUAUAAUUGUGUGUGUCAUUUUGAAAUAACUUAUUUGUGCUUCCAUUAAUGCUCAUGUAGUUUUGCUUAACUUCAAUUUGUUUCUUUCUUGAAGAUCACUUACUCAAAUUCCUCAGUGACAGUGAUGACAGAGGACGGCAGAGUAUCUGAAGGCGACUACGCUCUCUCUACAUGUAGCACCAGCGUCCUUGCAAGAGACAUGGUCAAGUUUAAUCCCCCUCUGCCGGAAUGGAAAAUGAGGGCCAUCUACAAAGUCCCCAUGCGCUUUUACACCAAGAUCUUCAUGACUUUUCCCACUGCUUUUUGUGACGAUCACGAGUUCAUCUUGUACGCAGACAGGAAUCGUGGCUAUUACCCGAUCUGGAUGGAGCAAGAUUCUACACAUGACGGUCACUGGAGACGAGUCGCUAAAAGUCGAGGGUCGGAGUGAUAAGCUGAACCAGAAAGAGAUCCUUCGGGAGCUGAGGAAUGUGUAUGGGAAAGACAUCCAAGAACCGACAAACAUUUUCUACAGUAGAUGGUCACGCAACAGGUUCACUCGCGGAUCCUACCCUAACGUGAUGGUCGGCACAACCUCUGAAGACUUCGAUAACCUCCAAGGCUCUGUCAGACGCCUGUACUUCGCGGGUGACGCCACGAGCGAGGACUGGUGGGGCUUCGCCCAGGCCGCUUACCACCAGGAGGAGAAAUGCCCGGGAGAUCCUCAUGUGUGUAUCAAGGGUCCAUUCUGCCCCAAGUACAUCCCCAAGGCGAAUGUUGUACAGGCAGUGACUCUGCCACAAUAUGCCUCGCCGCGAUCUCUUAGUACAGUGGAGUCUCGCAUCCACUCGGAUAACUCGACCUUCCCGCUACUUCAAACCAUGUUUUGUUCCCUUGAGGGUUCGAGUAAAAAGGGUUCCCUCUGUAAAACCUGAAUGCCGGAAUAUCUAAGAAACAAUAACUACGUAAUAACCUGACAGACUGCCUGAGCUGAUACGACUCAAUGAUGCCCUUUAAGUUGAUUUCAAAACGAGAAUGUUGCAGCAGCAAUAAACCUAAUUUUUAAUGAUGAUUGUAAUGAUUCAGCAACUUGAUUGGUGCGGCAUGGGUUGAUCAAAGAUUUCUUUAGGGUCGGAGGCCGCCAUCCCAAGUUUUUCAUUUCUCUUCCGUCCAUUUUUUCCCCCAAAAUUUCAACUUUAAGGCAGGUAGUUUCGAUUCGAUGAAUUUGGGGAAUGAUCGAAAUGAGAUAGAUGGUUAUUUCGAGAUUUCUUCCCAAAACUCAUCUUAAUAUUGAACUCCAGUGGUGAGGUGUGGCUUACAAGAACUCGUUAAAUAUUGGUAAAUAACCACAGACACUCAGCGAGAGAGAGAGAGAGAGAGAGAGAGAGAUGCCUUUUUUAAUGAGGGAUUCACUUAAUAUCACAAUGAUAAUGUACGCAUGGCCCUCAACAGAAACAAAAUUAAUAAAAGCUAUUUACAAAACUGUUUACAGCAAAAUCUUUGACGAAACUAUUUACAAUAACAAUCCUUUGCUGAUUUAUAAACUUAUUUACAGAGU